UGUCUCUCAACAUCAUAUCCAGCAAAGCAUUGCAAUGAAGAUUACUAUAUUGCUCUGUGCAGUGGCAACUAUAGCUUCGGCUGUGCCAACGAACUACCACGAUAACCUUCAAGAUCAGGAGACUGUGCUUGAGAAUCUUCCCACGAUCAUACAAAGGGAGAAAAAAUCUCCGCUUCACGACCACCAUGCUACUGGAUUGACACUGGAAGGAGCGGAAGAUAAACUGACUCAAGGCACGCCCAAAUCAGGCUCCAGGUUAUCACCCACGGAAGGAAGAAGCUUUGGCUUCCAAAAACCAAUAAUUGUGAAAAAGAAAAUUGGCUACCAUGUAUACCGCGACUCCGAUGAAGAAAUGGCUCAUGCUGACCCACACGAAAAUUGCAGGAAGCAAGUUAAAGUAAAAUUAUGUGACGAGGAACCUGGGUCACCAAAAAAUAUGGUAAGCUGUUUUACAUCGGAACGACUAAAGGAAGAAAUUUCUGAGCAAGAAAUAGAAAACAGUAUCAAGACAGCAAAAGAAGCAGUUGAAAACUUGCAGCGUGGUUUCCAUAAAAUGGAGCAUAAUUCAGCAAAACUGGUAAACAUAGAGGAUAAAGAGUUAGAAGAUGAUUCAGCAGUUCAUCAACACAUUGAAGCAGCUAGACAAGCCUUAGAACAUGUCUACCAAAAUUUUGGAAAUCUUGAUACAUUGAAUUUACCAGUGACUGUUUCAAAAACUGAAGAUUCUCAAUUAAUGGCAUCAUCCGAUGAAGAUAGACUAGCUCAAUGGAAAGAAGCUAUUGAUAAUAUUCAGAAAAAUUUUGAAAUCGCCAGAAACAUAGAAGAUGCCUUCAAGUCUGACUCUGAACAAACAAACUUACAGUCUACUCAUAAAGACGAUUCUUCAAAAAUAAGAGAAAGUGAACAUACUGAAUCCACCUUUAAUGUUGACUCUAAACUUAAAUCAAAUACUGGGAGCGACGUAGGAUUGCUAGCAGAUGAAUCCGAUGCAUUACAAAAGCAUUCGGAUUUCGAUAUGUUCACGGCUCCUUCAGAACACAAGGAAUUAAAAAUUAAACUACACAGUGACAGUUUAAAGAGCGAAAAAAUUACUGAAGAGCCUUUGAAUGACCAUGAAAGUGAGACAAGAAAUACUCAAAAAUCAAACGAACACACGUUAACAAUGAAAAGCUCUGAAUUUACACCAACGGUAGAAGAGUCUUUAAAAACAGAAGGUGUAAAAUCUGAUGAUCAUCAAGAUAUUCGUGAUCAUGCUCAUAAACAACAAUUAAAGGCUGUAAAUGACUUUAAUUUGGAAAGUGAAAGCAAAACACAUGAUAUGGAAAUGAAAACAGAAAAAACCGCACUAUCGGAGGUAGAAGAUAUGACUCCAUUAGUAAUAGAUAAAUCUAGUGAUGAUAAGGUAAACUUGGCAAAAACUGCUCUACAUGAUAUGUCAAUGGAAGCCAGUGAUGUAAGCCAACACCAAACUCACUCGGAAGUGAAACAUAGCUUGAACAACGAAAUGGAAAAAUCAACUCACAAAGGAGACUUUAUCGAAGCAAAAACAUCGCUUACCGGUGGACAAGCAAAAUCAGUGCACAAUAUUGAUGAAGAUCACAGGCAUAUUGAGAGUAUAAGUCAUGGAAUACAAGAAAAGGAAACAAAUAUACCUCACAAUACUCAUAUAAACCCUUUGAACACUAUGCGUUCUGCGGAUGGAAAGUUCAUUAAAUUAUCAUCAACUAAAGGAUUUAAUAAUGAACACGAAAGUAUCAAUACACAUUCUUUGAUGAAAUUGACUGAAGAUCAAAAUAUGGAACACAAAGUUAAUGAAAUGCAUCGUAAUGAUCAUUUAGGGAUGCGAAUGACUGAAGAUCAGAAUUCCUUCUUCAUGCGUUGGGCAGAUGAAAAUCAACAAAGAGCCCAGGGAUCACCAUUAUCAAUAACGGAAGAUCUCACUACGCCUACUAAAAUAGGUGAACUUAACAAUGGACAACAUUUCCAUAAUGAACACACAGGUAUGCGUUUAAGCCAAGAUCACAACACAGGACAUCAAUUAACUGAGGAUCAUGAACAUCCUUUAUCUAUGCAGUGGGCUCAAGAAAAACAGCAAAAUAGUUUGACACAAAUACAAAAUCUACUGAAGGCAAACGCUAAAACCGCAUUUCCAGAAACUAUGAGAUUGAAUCAGCACCAGAACAUGCAGAACAAAGUAACUGAUAAUAAUAAUUUACGAGACCUUUUCUCAAUGCGACUGGCUCAAGAAAAACAUCAACACGAUCAUCUGAAAUCCUUAUCCGAAUUUCACGAUGGACAUAUACAUGAAGCAUCCCAAAAUGGAUUUGCUCAUAAUUUAGUUAACACUCAUGAUUUGUCUCAACUUGGUCCAAGAAUGCAUGAGCAUCUACAUAUUAUGAAACACGCGAUGGCGUCAGAUAUGGAUAGUGCGAUGCAGCCAAGCAUGCACAUGAAUAUGAGAGGUGCUAUGGGAAAACCAGCUUUUGAGCAUAAUGAUAUGCCAUGGAAUCACCAUCAUCAUGCCACGGCCAGAUAUGGUUCAGGAUUACCUAUGACUGGUGCAAGUCCCGGUGCGGUUGGCUUGUUCCCUAAUGCUAACACUGGAGGUUGCGGUAUCCCGUUGAUGUUGAGCUGCUCGCCUUCUGUUGUUCCAGGUACUUUGGCCAAAACUCAAGCCCAUCCUGGUACAAUCACAGCCCCAGCUUAUAGAUCUGAAGAUGAUCUCGUGUAUUAUAUGAAGCGAGACGCUAAGGAUACUGAAGAACUACCAACUAUCAAGGUUCAGAAGUCCUCGAUACCUUUCAAUCACAAACCUGAGUUGAUUUUCGAUAAAACACAAUAACGGUAUUAUUUGCUUUCAAUUUUGGAACGAUAAAUAAUUUAGCGGAAUA
Molecule: messenger RNA, 2891 nt
Organism: Pararge aegeria (speckled wood butterfly)
Lineage: Eukaryota; Metazoa; Arthropoda; Insecta; Lepidoptera; Nymphalidae
Product: putative leucine-rich repeat-containing protein DDB_G0290503
Exons: 1
Coding region: 35-2842 (935 amino acids)
Source: RefSeq, a predicted model, not a curated record